Molecule: messenger RNA, 2591 nt
Organism: Oppia nitens
Lineage: Eukaryota; Metazoa; Arthropoda; Arachnida; Sarcoptiformes; Oppiidae
Product: cation-independent mannose-6-phosphate receptor-like
Exons: 5
Coding region: 54-2591 (845 amino acids)
Biological process (GO): lysosomal transport
Molecular function (GO): signaling receptor activity; D-mannose binding
Source: RefSeq, a predicted model, not a curated record
GUUGAUCACAGCAGACAUUAGCAAACAAUUUGGUUUAAACAUCAAAACCAGUGAUGAGUCGAUUAAUAGUAUUAAUAGCUAUCAUUUUGAUCACUCAUUUGUCGUAUCUGUUGGCCAUAUCGACAGUCGUCUCCGAUAGCAAUGGCCUUUCGUGUCAUAACAUGAGUGGUUACGACUUGUCCACAAUUAAUGAGAAAACAUAUAAAUAUAUUCAUAACUACACGAAUACGUCUACUAAUAAAACCGAUAGUUUUGACGUUUUAAUUAACAUUUGCCGAGUGUUUGACACCAAAGAUAAGACACCCGAAGUCUGUUUUGGCCGACAAAUCUGUGGCCACAAGACCACUGAUAAGACACCAAUUGGCUAUCGAUUGAAGUCCGCAGACUUUGUUCCCGACAACGGAUCGCACAAAGAGUAUAUAAAAGUUGUUUACGACGGAUCAGAGUGUGAUAUUCAUCGGAUACUUAACUAUUCAAUGACUAUCAUCUUCUACUGUGGAGAAGAUUCGCCCAAUUUCAAUCACGAAAUUUCCACUACUUGUGGUAUAGAAUUAAAUUAUACCACAAAGUCUGUCUGCAAGACUACUACUCAUAACUCAAUAACUACAACAACAUCAAAGCCGACAGUCAAUUGUUUUUGGGGCAAUAAUACCCAUUUUAUUGAUCUAAAACAAUUGGUUAAAAAAUCAAAUAAUUAUCAAAUUUAUUAUAUCUCGCCGACAACAAAUGAUUUUAGUAUAUUUUAUAUAAAUGUUUGCCGACCUUUGAAUCCGAUUAUCUAUUCGUUCAGUGAGUCAGGUAUUAAUAAUUGUGUACCAAAUUCUGCCAUUUGUCGGGUAAAUAUCGAUUCAAAUGAUAGCGGAGUAAGUUUAGGACAACCGACGAGUGGUCUAAUUCGUCUGUUUGAUGACAGUUUGAAUUUAUUUUAUGAAAAUGGCAGUCCGUGUCCGGCCAGACCUCAAGAAAAUCUGCGGACUCGCAUAAAGUUUGUAUGCGAUCCGUUAGCCGACAUUGAAAAUAUAACUGUCACCGAACCGGGAAGUGAGACAAUGGAUGCCGAAGAUUGCGCUUAUUUUAUCGAAUGGCGUACUUCUGCCGUUUGCGACUAUAUUGAACCGACAAAACUCGAAAACAAUUCGUGUUAUUUCACGGAUCAGAGGACAGGAUUAUCUGUUGAUUUAACAUCACUUAAGAAGAAGUGGAAUAAUCCGUAUCGCAUACCGAUGGACAACGAAUCCAUUUUUGAAUUGAAUGUAUGCGAAUUUGCCAACUCUAUCAAUACACACGACUGCUACCAGACAUCCUCCUGUCUUCGGCACAACGACUCGGGUAUCAGUUAUGGUCGGUUGACUUCAAGUUUUUUCAUCUAUAAUGGCGUCGAUUUAACGCUUAGAUAUGCCGACGGAUCAAAGUGUACUGAAGACACUAACAAAACAUUGUCGACUAUAAUCGUACUAAAAUGUAAUUCAAAUGCGACAAAAUCUGAACCAAAGCUCAAGAAAAUCACUUCAUGUGUGGCUCAGUUUGAAUGGGAAAACUCAUUGAUGUGUGAUAUCAAACCAUCGAAGUGUGCAAUACUGAGUGAAAGUGGAAAUUAUUAUAACUUAAGCCAACUCUCAUCGAUAUCGCAUUCAUGGAACACAACUGAUCCAAAGGACUCGUUUUCUGUUUAUUAUUUGAAUGUUUGCUCUAAAGUACCGAAAAGUAUUGGUUGUAAUGACCCGAACGCCGGUUCGUGUAAAUGUUUUUAUAACUCACAGAAACAGUUUGAUUGUUGCAUAAGUUUAGGCCAUCCAUCGAUGGAUGAGUUAAAGGUCUUAUCAAAUGAAGAUUUACUGUUGACUUAUAGUAAUGGUGACGACAGAGAGUGUCGUAAAGGAAUGCGAACAAAGACUGAGAUUACAUUCAAGUGCGACAAACAUAUAGGUUAUCCAAAGUUUGUUAACGUUUCAAAGUCUCAGUGUAUUUAUCGGUUUGAAUGGAAGACGUUAAUGGCGUGUCCAGUAAUGGAUCAAAACGAUGAACUCAUCUAUAAGGAUGGCUUUCUGGAGGACAAUCGACUCGAUGUCUACAUCAAUGUAUCGCCACUAAUGGGAACUACUUUUAAUGUGAAUGAAUUCAGACAAUUGGAUAAUAAUAAGACAGACAAUUAUACUUAUGUCAUAAAUCUGAGUAAACCCGAACUGUCCACUGACUACCAGUGCUCUGAAGCGGCUGUGUGUCAGACAAAAGGGGAUUUUAGACGAGAUUUAGGUAGUGUUAAGACAAUAAAGUAUUAUCUAAGAGGACAUGAACUUCAAAUGGCAUUGCAGUCCAAAGGAGGCACUCGAGGAAAAUGUGGCAAAAAUGCCAACAAAAAUGUGACCACAAUUUUCCGAUUUCAUUGUUCCUCAUCGGCCGGUGUCGGAGAACCAGAAUUUAUGUACGAAAGCAACGAUUGUGACUACGUUUUCAAUUGGGAGACAUCGAUGGUCUGCCCAAUGAAUUUCCUUAAACAAGAAGAAUAUAUUGAAUAUAUUACCGAACGUAACAGACAACAAUCUGGUGGUCACACAAAUCUGUGGAUCGAAAUUAUGUUUGGUCUAUUGUGA